Molecule: messenger RNA, 9885 nt
Organism: Chroicocephalus ridibundus (black-headed gull)
Lineage: Eukaryota; Metazoa; Chordata; Aves; Charadriiformes; Laridae
Gene: ZBED4
Product: zinc finger BED-type containing 4
Exons: 4
Coding region: 249-3767 (1172 amino acids)
Molecular function (GO): DNA binding; protein dimerization activity
Source: RefSeq, a predicted model, not a curated record
UCCUGGGGAAAAAAGGAGAUUCCAUUAAUUAAGUCUAUAAUUUUUAAAUGCAUUUUUAUGACUAAUCGUAUUUGCUUAUGCACAACACAGAUACAGAAUUCAUGAACCAGAGAUUAUUUUAACACAUACGCACAUAUGUGUUUGUGCUUUCAGUAUACAAGAUACAUCAUUGUAAUCAAAUUUUAAAUAACCUUUUAAAUUAUCUAUUUAUUAAUAAAUGAAGACUUGGGAAGAAGCAUUUGUCAUCUAUGGACAAGAGCAAAGCAGGUUCCCCCAGAAUGGAUGGUAAUUUUGUGUUGGGUAAAAUCAAUAAUUUAAAAGUAGAGCAAGAGGAAGACGGCAUUAACUGUACUCUAGAAAGAAUGGAUAUAAAGACAGAACAAGAUGAUUUCAAACAUGCGGACAGCAGUGAUGAACAGGAAGAUAAAGAAAAGAACUUUAUUACCAACAACCCUGGCAAAUAUUUAUCUACAGAAAAUGAAGAUGAUUAUGGAUCUCUUUUUUCUCAGUAUAGUAGUACGCUGUAUGAUGUAGCAAUGGAAGCUGUGACACAAAGCCUCCUUUCUAGCAGAAACAUAAGCUCCAGAAAAAAGUCACCUGCUUGGAACCAUUUUUUUAUAUCUCCUAGAGAUAGCACUAAAGCAAUAUGUAUGUACUGUAUGAAAGAAUUUAGCAGGGGUAAAAAUGAAAAGGACCUGAGUACAAGUUGUCUCAUGAGACAUGUGAGGAGAGCCCAUCCCACUGUACUAAUUCAAGAAAAUGGAAGUAUGCCAGGUAUAUCCUCCUUUUCUUCACCUACGUUGUUGCUGCCACCUCAGUCCGCAGAUGUUGGAGAUCUGAGUUCUAUGUUAUCCCCCAUAAAACUGGUCAAGAAAAUGGCUUCUAAAAUACCAUCUCCAGAUCGAAUAAUUGAGGAAUCUGUUUCUAUUGUUUCUUCUGAAGAAAUACCAGAUCUCUCAGUUUCUGAAAAGUGUAGCAAAGAAGAAGUCAUGGUUGGGUCAUCUCCGCAGCUACCCAACAACCAGUAUGAUGACACUGUGGAGAAUGUAGCAGAAAAAACUGUUGUUAUUCCAAAGAGCACAUCGGGUUCCAGAAGGAGAUCUGCUGUCUGGAAACACUUUUAUUUGUCGCCUCUAGAUAAUUCUAAAGCUGUUUGCAUCCACUGCAUGAAUGAAUUCAGUAGAGGAAAAAACGGAAAAGACCUGGGAACGAGUUGUUUAAUAAGACAUAUGUGGAGAGCCCAUCGUUCCAUUGUCCUGCAAGAGAAUGGGGGUGGUACCAGUAUACCACCUCUCUACACCGCACCUCCAACUCUGUUGCCUUCUUUACUACCCUCAGAUAGCGAUCUGAAUUCUAUGUCAUCCUCUCCUGGAAAACUAAUGAAAGAAUCAACUUCUGUUUCUUCGUCUCCAGACAGAAUCUCCGAGGAGAUCCAUACUAAUCUCUCUUCAGGAGAUGCUCUAGUGGAAGACUCAAUGCUGUCAUCUUCUGAUGAUAUAGGUGAAGUCUCCUUUGUUUCAUCUCCAGAGAAACAGUGUGAGGGAUUAGGUCCACUAAUAUUUGAACCUACUGCUGUAUUUCAGCAAAAUAAAAGGAUUAUGAAGAGGCUUAAAUCAGAAGUUUGGCAUCACUUUUCACUGUCACCUGCAGACAGUCUAAAAGCAGUAUGUAGAUACUGCAGUUGUAUGAUAAGUCGUGGUAAGAAAGGAGAUGUGGGCACAAGCUGCUUGAUGAGACAUCUGUAUAGACGCCAUCCCGAUGUAAUUGGAAACCAAAAGAGCUUUCUUGAUGUGAGUUUGGCAAAUUCUCCUUACGCCACUUUGGCUUCUGCAGAAUGUUCAUCCUCAAAGUUGACUGACUUGCCUACAAUGGCUACACAUGAUAAUCAAAUUAUAUUUCCUGUUAACAGUAAGAAGACCUCAAAACUGUGGAAUCACUUUUCAAUUUGUUCUGCAGAUUCAACAAAAGUAAUAUGUAUGCACUGUGGACGUACAAUAAGUAGGGGGAAAAAGCCAACGAAUCUAGGCACAAGUUGCCUUCUAAGACAUUUGCAGCGGUUUCAUAACAAUGUCUUGAAAACUGAUGUCUCAGAGACAGUAUUAUCCUCCUCUACGGAUAAUCACAUGCCACUGAGCACAGAAUUACUAGGAUCUUCAAAUUUUGAUGAAACCAAUGACAAGUUUUGUGACUCUCACCCAGUUGCCAAAAAAAUCACAAGUCUUGUAGCCGAAAUGAUUGCACUUGACCUUCAGCCAUAUUCUUUUGUAGACAACAUUGGCUUUAACAGGCUGCUUGAAUACUUGCAACCUCAGUAUUCUUUACCUUCCCCGUCUUACUUUUCUAGGACAGCAAUUCCAGAUAUGUAUGAUAAUGUAAAACAAAUAAUUAUUUCACAUCUUAAAGAAGCUGAAAGUGGAGUGAUACAUUUUACGUCCGGAAUAUGGAUGAGCAACCAAACACGAGAAUAUCUAACCCUCACAGCUCAUUGGGUAACAUUUGAGUCUUCAUUCCGACCGCAGUGUGAGGAUUACCAUUGUUCAGCACUAUUAAAUGUGUCGCAGAUCGAUUGUGACUACAAUGGAAUCAGUAUCCAAAAGCAGUUAGAGUAUUGGUGGGAAACUUGGAUUACUUCCAUUGGCCUUCAGAUCGGAAUUACUGUUACUGAUAAUCAGAGUAUAGAGAAAACUUUAAAUGAAGGUGAUCAUUCAAGUGUACAAUGUUUUAGUCACACUGUUAAUGUCAUUGUAAAUGAGGCUAUUAAAAGCCAGAGGAUGGUUCAGAAUUUGCUUAGUAUUGCAAGAAAGAUCUGUGAACGCGUCCAUCGGUCAGCAAAAGCAAAAGAGAAGUUAGCUGAGUUGCAAAAAGAGUAUGAGUUGCCUCAGCAUCAGCUAAUACAAGAUGUUCCAUCAAAGUGGAAUACAUCGUUUCAUAUGCUUGAACGUCUUAUCGAACAGAAAAGAGCAAUUGAUGAAAUGUCAAUAGAGUGCAGCUUUCGGGAGCUAAUAAGUUGCGACCAGUGGGAAGUGAUGCAGUCGGUGUGUCACGCUCUCAAACCUUUUGAAGCUGCAAGUAGGGAGAUGAGUACACACAUGUCUACUCUAAGCCAAGUGAUUCCAAUGAUUCAUAUACUUAACAGGAAAAUAGAAAUGCUAUUUGAGGAAACAAUGGGCAUAGAUACUAUGCUGAAAUCUUUGAAAGAAGCUAUGGUGAGUAGAUUGUCCUCCACGCUUCAUGAUCCAAGGUACAUUUUUGCUACGCUUCUGGAUCCCAGGUAUAAAACAUCCUUAUUUACAGAAGAGGAGGCUGAACAAUAUAAACAAGACUUAAUCAGGGAGCUGGAAAUAAUGAGUUCUACCUCAGAUGAUGAUAAACCUGUUUCCAAUGGAUGUGAUAUAGGUUCACCAUCUACAAAUUCAUAUGGGGAAGAUAAUCUUUGGUCACUCAUGGGUGACAUGAAGAAAACAAAAGACCUGAAAGAGAGAGCAAAGUUACCAGAGGAAAUGGUGCUUUCUUACUUGGAGGAAGAAGUGCUUGAGCAUAACUGUGAUCCUUUAACUUACUGGAACUUUAAGAAGUCAUCUUGGCCAGUACUGUCAAAAUUGGCUGUCAGGUUCUUGGGUUGUCCGCCAAGCAUUGUUCCUUCAGAGAGACUGUUCAAUACAUCCAAUGAAAGCAACAACUUUAGUCAGUCAAGGUUAAUGAUUGAACACUUUGAAAAGCUUAUCUUUUUGAAAGUGAAUCUUCCUUUAAUAUACUUCCAGUAUUGAAACUAAUGAACAAACUGCUAGACGAAAUCUAUUGUUGCUCACUGGAUAUUAACUAUCUAUAACUCGAAUUUUUAAAUUGCUCCAGUAGGGGCCAUGUAUGACAUCUAAUCAGUGACUAUAAUUCCAAAUUUUAGUUUCAUUUUUUUCAGCUUUCAAUAUGUCUACAUGUGCCUUAUUCAUAGUACUUCAGGCCAGAUAUUGUAUAUAUGUUUUUUAAAAGUUCACACUAGAGAUAGCCUGUCUUGUCAAAUUAUACAAAAUUAUGUAGGUUUUAAUUCAUAAUUGUAAAUGAACUUUUAAAAAGCUCAGUCAUUUGUUUUAAUAGAAUGGCAAAAAAAAAAAGAAAAAGAUGUAAACAGUUCUAUUCUGUAGUUUUUUAUUCAAUUAUUAUGUAAAAACCAUAAACCAGGUACUGUAUUUUAGUUGAACAUUGCUUUAAUUGCAACAAAACAGCUUUUGUAGUUGUCAGAAGAAAGCUGUACAUGAAAGACGGGGUUCACGCCGUCUUUUUGUCAUGUGGUGUUUUUAACUGCAAGCCCUAAAGUACUUAAAGGAUUAGGAAGAGUUGUUGAGGAAGAUGUGUUUACAGGAGACUAUUGACGUAGUAUCUGAAAACAAAUCUUAAAUUUGCAAUGAUAUGGAAUGUCAGUUAUACAGCAAUCGGUAGUAAAACUUCCCAUUCUGGGUUCUCCUGUUCAGGUUUUACAUUUUAACUGAACUACAGAAAUAUUCUGGGUAUUUAUAAAACUCUUUGGAAGUCUUAUCAAAGUUUGUGAAUUAAUGCUUGUUAUUUAAUGCCGUGUACAAAAAAAAAGGCAAGAAAUUUACCAUGAAGACUCUAAUGUCAUUCUAAAGCCUUUUCUAAUCUUUAGUGCAUCGAAACUAUAAGGUUCCCUAUUGUAAAAAUUGAGCCCUUACUCCUAAUGUAAUUUCAAUUGUGUAGAACAGCCUGUCUUAAAGCUCCUAGUACAGAAAUAACUGAUCUUCUGAUUUUCAGUAAUAGCCUUAUGGAUAUGGUGCACUGCUUAGAAUUUUACGUAGUAGGGUUGAUUCUUAACUGUUGGUGUCCAUCAGGCAAAUGGGAUAUAGAGCCCUCGAAACUUCAAAUAAGAUGGAAAAAAAUAGCCAGCAUUUUAAUUUGAAAGGAACAUUCUCCGUGGGUUUUUAACUCUAGAAAGAUUAAUCUUCUCAUUUCAGUUUUCAUUGAAUACUUUUUUGGGAAACAAGUCAUCAUUUGCCUAUGACCUUUUAGAAAAGUUGUAGCUUUGUUAAAAUACUGUACCUAUGCCUAAUCUAAUUUUGCAUUUACUAUGUUUUAGUGUAUUUAUAAAUGGUGAACUCAGUUUCUGAAAUUAAACAUUUUAUUUGCAAUUUUCUAGUGGUAGUCAACACUGCCUUUUAUUUUCAGAUGGAUUUCAGAUGACGGUUGAAUAAAAAUUAAUCGAUACAAUUGUAAUCGUAAAUAUACCACAGAACGUGCUACGUGAAAAGAUUGGUUUUCCAUUUAGCUCUUUGGACUUAAGACUGGAUUCUGGUUCUUUUCCUUUCACUCAAGCUACUCGAUCUCAGGAAAAUUUGUUGAAUUCUUUCCGAGGCGGCUUUGGUUUCCCCGUGAUGUUUCUCUAAACAUUUUAUGGUUUCAGGUAUUUCAAUUGUUAUUCCGUCAGUUGUGUUUAUACCUGUAUUAUUUAAGUAAAUUAUUAUAUAGCGUACUUGGGAAAAACUAAUACUGCAUUUUUUGUCUCCAGUAUUUUAAAAGUUAACUUUUAAUUUAAUUCUAUCAUCAGUCAGCAUUUCUUUGUUCUUCUAGGGUUAAAUGAGAACAGCACGUGUUGGGUUUUUUUCUGCAGUAAUAAAACAAUUUGUUCUAGUUUAUGUAUAGUUCAAACUGGGUGAGUUUGAAGCAGCUUAUUGGGAAACAUGUUUAAAUGGUUACUGGUUAAUUAUUAUCUCCGUUUCUGCCCCCUACGUUUUAACUGUGAACAUAACCUUGACCUUUGUAAAGGAGAUGUUUAAUCUCUCCAAACCAAUAGGGAGGGAGGUAGAGGAUGAAGAAACUUUUUUUUUUUUUUUCUUUUUAAACAAGUGAUAUAAUUUUCACUCAAGGCUCAAAUAUAAAUACAGCCUUUGGCUUAAAGCAUCACAGAGCCACACCGUACCAGCAGGAGUACUGGCAGUGAAGAAGCUUACCUGAAAAUCCCGGCUCUCUGGAAACGAGCAGCUUGACUCCUCCGAAGGCUCCUGUGUAACUCUCAUGUGGAAAGGUGAAGUGACGGCAUUUUGUAGCCCCUAAUUUGCAUCUUAUUCAUAUGGAUACUUAAUUGUAUAGCCAUGCUUUUUGUUAAAACUGUUCCUGAGAGCAUGAGAACUGGUCACUAUUUCUGAAAGUAAAUUUUUUUCAAUUAGUCUACUAUAUUUGUACCUGCAACUUCCUUUUUUUUCUUUUUUUUUUGGAAGGGCUUAGUUCUUAAGACCAGACUGUUUCAGUAUCAGCUUGGCUAAGAAUUAAAAAUUCCGUUAGAAUUUUUUUAAAGAUAACAUGCAGGCCCAAAAGGCCUUAAAACGAAACGUGAUUCUUAAGAACUUGAAUAAAAAAGGGAGAGACUGAAAGCACAAAGCUGCUGUUUUUUGGAUGUAAGCCUUGAUCCGUCUGUGGGAGUUCUGGGACCAUCUCCGUCUUCAGCUCAGGGCACUGCCGCCUCUGAGAAGAGAGUGGCUUCCACAGAAGGGCUGAAAGCUUUCCUUGAAGCACUAAGAGAAAACAAAUAAACAGAAUUUUGAACUUACAUUCUUGAGCACAUUUUAGCAGCCACUAUGUUGAAGACAGGGAAAGUAUAUAUGAUAAAACGCAGCUCUUUGUGCGGGAGAAACGAAUACAAGAAAAUAAAGCCCAGUGCUGGCAAAAGUAAUAUCCGAGUUCUCUUUUCUGCUACACCUAAAGAUAACUCCAGAAGAGAAAGGUGGAGAUGCUGCAGUGGGAGUUUGUUCCACAGUCUCAUGAGAAAGCUGUUUCCCUUGUAGAGACUCCGAAACCAGUGGAAGAGGAACCAUGAGGAUAAGAAAUUGCUCAGAAUACUUUAAUCUUUUAAGGUCGCCAGCGACUACGUCUGGACUUGGCGAGUGAAGGAUGAAUCCCCUUCGGCACCCACACCAUGUAAAACAGCCCAAAUCCCAUCCUUCACACUGCUACCCAGAAACAAAGGUCAUCUCUCCCUAGUGCUUUGCUUCACAACACUGUGCUGAGCCAUUCUUAAGGUAGUAUUUAUGAUGCAUUUUAUCAUGAUGAUAAAAAUCACAUGUCCAGGUGAUGCCAGAGCAAAUAAAGCAUAGGUAUAGUCAUGGGCAAACCACUAAUUUUUUUCUGGUUUCAGAUUAGAAACCAGUAAAAAAAAAAAGUUAUUUUCUGUGACCAUUUCCAGCAAAAAAGUGGUAAUCUAUUUCAUGUUCUUCUAAUUUAAGCUUCCCACUUUUUGUAAGUUUACAAUUUAAGAAAAGACGAGGGAUUUUGGUUAUUGCUAUUCUUGUUCUGUUCUCACAGAAACAGAACUUUAAAAAUAGCGCCUUUAAGGUAAAACUGAACUUUUGGUUAGAGAUGUUUUCUCCUGUAUUUUGUUCUAAAUAUGUCCACCAAAAAGAUCUAAUAUAGUUGGCAGAUUUUCUAGGAUCACUAAGCAGCUGCCCCCUAGAGGUACCUUUUCCUGAACUGACAUUUGUCCUGCUCAUUAGUAAAAAUAAAAAAAGAGUGAACUAAUGUUCCCUAUUGUCACAGCUAACACCAAUAAACCCCAAAAUUUGUAUACUUCCUGUAAAUUGCCUAAAUCUGCAUAUUAUUUUAUAUAUCUCACCGAUUGCAUUUUUUCUCAUGAUUGCUGCUGUUAUAGACUGUAACUGAAGCUCUAACCCUCAGCUCAAGACAAGAGAGUUCUGUGGUAGGUCCUUACGAUUUUUGGCUUGUUUUGCAAUGUUAAAAGCCUAAAUAAACACAACACCCCAGGAAGCAUGAAUACGUCUUUUUAACCCGUGCCUAGUAUUACUUCUUUAUGAGGACAGAUGAAAGGGGGUUAUGCUACGACAGAAUCCUUUUCCCAUAGCAGUAGUAGAAGAGGUAUGGGACUGCCAUCAGGAGCACUUCAAGGAGUGUUUGGUAGGAAUUAAGCCUCUGCACAGGCUAUUUAUUCUUGUCUCUAGAAAGCUCUCUUGCUGAAUUCUCCCAGUAAGUACAGAGGCAUCUCAAGGUUCUGACCAAAGUUACCCAAGAGAAAAAUGGACACUGUAGGAUCAAUCUACCACUGCAUAUGGCAACACAGGCGUUUGAGCAGCUUGCGUGUCACGUAGAGCAGCGUGUAAUAUACCAGUAAGGUGGGGAUUCCUCACUCCCAACUCCCAGCUUCUUAACAUUUCAGAUAUUUUAGGACACACUGAAUCCUUGUAAAAGAACCUAAGUGCCAAGAAGCUCUAUUUUUUCCUUCUUAACUAUAUCAGCUGUGUAAUAAAAAGAUACUACCUUCACCUACAAAUACGGCAUUCAUUAUACUCUGACCGCUCUACCAUAUAGCCUGCUCUUGACAGCUUUACCUGAUCACCACAUGAUUAAUCAAUCCGCAACUUCCUAAAUCAUCAGAAUGACAGCGAAGCUAAAUAUCCCAUACACAGUUUAACACAAAGCUUUUUUUUUUUUUUAAUCUCAUUGACUCCAAUCCUUUUGUAUGCCUGAAGAAAGUAAGCUUGCCAGCAUACUCAUACAUUUUGAAGAUAAUUAUCCGCAUUAUACAUACUGAAAUUCCCUGAAGGGAAAUGCUCUGGAAGAUAAAAAAAAAACAAAGCAUGAAGACAACAGCUAGGUUUCUGAGAUAAAGCCUAAUAAAUUUAGUGGGCUUGUCAAGACUCAAAAUAAAAUGCUCUGUCAAAACCCGAUGCUGACAAACCUCAAAAAUCAAGUGGGAUUUAUGAAGACAUAUACACUAGAUUUGAUGUUUACUACAAAUUUGCUAUAUAAAGGCAAAAUACUUGCAAUUACAACUUUUAUUUUUAAGUGCCAAAACCACAGAAACAGAUUUUCACUUAAUAAAAAUAUUUUAAUAAUGACGGUUAGAGGAAUGUCGUAGGCAAAUACAGAUAGUUUUACUCAUCAUUAACAUUCUGAUGACUUUAGAAGAAUCCUCCUCAGACCUGUACAACAUAGCCACAUUUACUCCCACCCCCAAUGUCUGCAUCAAGACUGAAUUAUAGGAGUGGAGAUUUUCAACACAAGGAAUUCCCCCUUGCUGGGAUUAAGCUGGGUGAAAAUAAAUUGUAUUCUCACAUUAAAAAAAGGCUGAAACACUUUUAUUGGAAAUCAUUUACUCUUUUCCUAUGGAGGUGUGGUUAGUUGCAAGAUUAUUCUUUUCCCCCAUGAAAAAUCUACCAAAUUUGUCUCUCAUGUUUACACUCUUUAGUGUAAGCAUGUCAGAGUUUGGCAGCCAAACUGCAUGUUGAAUCUGUCUACAGAGAUUGCAUUUCACUCCCUUGCAUGCUCUGUAUGGAAACACGUUGAGCAGAACCACACCAACGGCAUCCCACCAUGAAGCCCUGCCUCUUUGACUUCAUCUAGACUUGGUAAAACCUAUCUAUGAUUGUCCUGUAAGGACAGAGUAUGUCUAGAAGAGUGGGAACAGGACCUGAAGAAUCACAGAGCGGCUUGGGUCAGAGGGGACCCUAAAGACCAUCUAGAUCCAACCCCCUGCCAUGGACAGGGACACCUCCCACUAGACCAGGCUGCUCAUAAACCUACAUAAAGACUAAGGGACAAGUAUCUUAUGUUGUAUUAUCUUCAGUUUUCAUGGUUUUUUUUCUAUGCUUUAUAGCUCUUCCAACUUUGCUCUGCGGCUGACUUCUGAAUGAGGUCGUAUUUAAACCUUGUACCUGCUGGGAUUGCUUUUUCUUCUUUUUUAAGAAGGAACGGGGCAUUUGCUACCCUUAGAUACAUUUCCUGAUGAAUAUGGGGACUGGCUAAAAAAAAAGAAAUUAAGACAAAAUAUUAAAGCUGAGGCAGGCAAUGAAGCCUGGGACUGCACUGGCUACGAAGGUACUACUACGAAGACAACGCCACUCUUCGGAGUGGGGAAGAAACGCACGGAAU